Molecule: messenger RNA, 777 nt
Organism: Entrophospora candida
Lineage: Eukaryota; Fungi; Glomeromycota; Glomeromycetes; Entrophosporales; Entrophosporaceae
Source: the annotation of a GenBank genome assembly
AUGAGUUCGUCAUCCUCGAGAAGACAUAGUACAAGAAGUACCAACCCUAUACAUGGACGUAAUCAUAGAGAACCAUCAUCGGCAUCACAUUCUAAUAAUACACCUGAUGAACAAAUUUCUGACGAUAGCGUUAUAGAAUCAGACGACGAGUCAAUGGGAAUAGCUGAAGAUAUGUUGGAGUUGGAGGAAGAAGAAGAAGAAGUAGAGGUAGAGGAAGACGAGGAAUUAGAGGAAGGAUUAAUUAUGAGGGAAGAGGUUGAUUUUGAUAAUGAAGGGGAAGAAGAGAGUAGUGAAGAGGUGGAGGAGGAGGAGGAAGAUGAAGGUCAAAGUGAUUAUGAAGAAGUUGUUACGAAGAAAUCGUCAAGAGGUGUAAAGAAUUUAUACCAACUAAAACAAACCUCACUACAAACUACACUAGUAGUAGUAGCUCUUCAAGAAAAAGAGGGAGGUGAGGACGCGAUAAAUAUUCGACGUGUAUUAACGAAAAGACAACGAGCAAAACUUGAUGAUAAUUAUGAAGAGGAUUUACUCGAACUUCCCAUGGAAGAAGAAAUAGCAUUAAAGAAAUCGGAAAUAGCAAGGAAAAGAAAGCAUCAGAGUAUACAACGAGCUGAACAAGACAAGAUCCCCAUAAAAUUUGAAAAAGGUCCAAAGUAUCCUCCACCAAUUCCAUCAUGUUCAUUAUCCGGUUGUGAUAAACCUAAAAAAUAUCGUAAUGUAAAAAAAUUUGAAGAAUUUGCUUGUUCAAUGGAACAUUUGAAAUUAUUAAGUUCAUAA